UAUGGAGGCUACAGCUGGAGGCUAGUGAACGAGGAAGAAUGCAGUGAACCCAGCCUGGCAGUUAUCACUGAAGACACCCUGACCAUGAUUAAUCAGUCUCCAAUAAAAUGUCAACUGCUGAUUCUCACCUUGUUUGGUGUUCUAAGCGAUCAAGCUGGUCAUUUACUGAAUGGAGAAGAUCCGGUAACUUACGCCUUGGACAGCUUAAGUUCAAACUGUUCGACUCUACCAUUUGUUGCCUUUGAGGCAGCUCAUCUAGAACUCACCCAUUUGUUCGAACACAUGCUGGAACGUCUCGUGUUUUCUGAGAACUCUGAAGGCCGGGAUGAUGAUGUUAUCAAGAAAAUGGCACGCAUAUUACACAUGUACUCAAGCUACCUUGAGGAGUAUCACGGUGCGCUGACAGAAUUCCACACACAUAGCUUCAACCUGUUCACCACUCAAAUCUCGCGUGACCGAGCGUGCGUGGAAUUUUCGGUUGGCUCCAGCAUUAGCAUUUGGGUUUCCGAAAACCACCCGGCCAUUCUAUUUACGUGUACUGAUGUAUUCAUGAGAAAGAUUCUGCUCUACACUGGCAACCGACUGGUGGGUGGCCUAUGCCACAUCCGGAUACGGUCAAAAAAGGACGCCACCUACGGUGUCCAGUUUCUGCGUGCGCAGUGGGCUGGUCUUGAGCACUACCAGUGUGUUUGGUCGGCAAGGCGGAUGAUCGACUUUCAGGAAAGUCUGUUUCAAAGCUAUUGCUGGAUUCGUGCUGAUCCAUCCGGCGACAUCAGUUGCGUUUGCAACCAACCCGGUUAUAUGACUCUUAGGCAGAUUGGAACGGGUGCAGAUGAUAUACGUCACAUAAUCCACAAUCCUAUCAGAGGCCAUCUGUCAUUCCGAUUCGCGUUUAUAGUGGCUAUCCUUUGCUUCGUUGGCACGCUAUAUCUGGUGUUAAUUCAGAGUUUUCCAGCUAUAUUUCAACUGUACGUCGGAAAGAACACAAAAGUGAAAUACGCAAGGUGUUACGUACACAUAACAACCCACAUGCUGUUCUUGUCCGGGUCAAAACUCCUCAUGAUUAUUGUGACCACGAUACACGACGAUGACGAUAAAUGUUCGGGUUGA
Molecule: messenger RNA, 1110 nt
Organism: Dicrocoelium dendriticum
Lineage: Eukaryota; Metazoa; Platyhelminthes; Trematoda; Plagiorchiida; Dicrocoeliidae
Source: the annotation of a GenBank genome assembly